Molecule: messenger RNA, 2119 nt
Organism: Sorex fumeus (smoky shrew)
Lineage: Eukaryota; Metazoa; Chordata; Mammalia; Eulipotyphla; Soricidae
Product: adhesion G-protein coupled receptor F2-like
Exons: 9
Coding region: 1-2022 (673 amino acids)
Biological process (GO): cell surface receptor signaling pathway; G protein-coupled receptor signaling pathway
Cellular component (GO): membrane
Molecular function (GO): G protein-coupled receptor activity
Source: RefSeq, a predicted model, not a curated record
AUGACUGGUGUGCUGUUGCUAUGUGGCUUGGUGUUUCUCUUGCCCACGGAAUCCUGCAGGACCCUUUACCAGGCUGCCAGCAGAAGCAAGGAGAAAGUGUCUUCUGGGCCAUCUGCUGUAUGUGAUGGUGUCUGUGUGGACAGUUCACACUGCAGUCAACCCUGCCCUCCUGACACUCAGGGAAAUAUGGGAUUUUUAUGCAGGCAAAAGCAGUGGCACAAGACUACUGACACCUGCAGAACUCUCAACACCUUCAAUAUCUUUGAGGACACAGAAGCAAAUUCGGUCCAACCAUUUAAAGAAAAUGUUAAAAUUCAUGAAUAUGCUGCAAAGCAAGAGACCAUUACUGAGAAGUUGUUGCGGAGGUGUCCGAAGGAUCUGUCCUGUGUCCUCAGGAAGAUCCAGGAGUCUCCCAGGAUGCCGGGAAACAUCGCUGUCAUUGUGGACCUCUUACACAACAUCUCUACCUCAGUUGCCUUCCGGGGAGGUGUUGAUAAGGCAAAGAUGCAGAGUUACAGUGCCAUGGCCAACCACAUUCUUAACAGCAAAAGCAUCUCCAAUUGGACCUUCAUUCCUGACCAAAACAGCAGCAAUGUCUUGUUACAUUCAGUCAAUUCCUUUGCCAGGAAUUUACUUGUGAAAAAACAUCCCAUUGAUAUAUUGGAUGCCUUCAUUCACACUCUGGGCACAACCAUAUCUGGAGAGAACAAUGGAAAGAAUUUGACUUUUUCAAUGAGAGUGAAUGACACUGACCACAACGUCACGGGGAGGGUGAUGAUCAGCCGAGAUGAACUUCAGAAGUUGCCUUCCCCAUCUCAGGUGGUCAGCAUUGCGUUUCCCACCCUGGGGGCCAUCUUGGAAGCCAGUCUUCUGGAAAACAACACCGUGAAUGGACUUGUCUUGUCUGUCAUUUUGCCCAAGGAACUUCAAAUGAUCUCCCUGAGCUUUGAAAAGAUCAGUAAGUCUGAGGAAAGGAGGACACAGUGUGUUGGCUGGCACUCCUUGGAGAGCAGAUGGGACCGGCAGGCCUGCAUGAUGAUUCAAGAAAACUCCCAGCACGCUGUUUGCAAAUGUAGGCCAAGCAAUUUGUUUACCUCUUUCUCAAUUCUUAUGUCACCCCACAUCUUGGAGAGCCCAAUCUUGACGUACAUAACCUACAUAGGGCUGGGCAUUUCUAUUUGCAGCUUGAUCCUUUGCUUGUCCAUUGAGGCCUUGGUCUGGAGCCAGGUGACGAAGACAGAGAUUUCCUAUUUACGCCACCUGUGCAUUGCUAAUGUGGCAGCCACCCUCCUGAUGGCUGAUGUGUGGUUUGUCGUGGCUUCUUUUCUUAGUGGCCCGGUGGCACACCACAAUGCCUGUGUGGCGGCAACAUUUUUCGUUCACUUCUUUUACCUUGCUGUGUUUUUCUGGAUGCUUGCCAAGGCGCUCCUGAUCCUCUAUGGAAUCUUGAUUGUUUUCCACACGCUGCCCAAGUCAGUCUUAGUGGCAUCUCUCUUUUCUGUGGGCUACGGGUGCCCUUUGAUCAUUGCUGUGAUCACAGUUGCAGUCACGGAACCUGGCAAAGGCUACCUGCGGCCUGAGGCCUGUUGGCUCAAUUGGGACAUGACCAAGGCCCUCCUGGCCUUUGUAGUCCCUGCUCUGGCCAUUGUGGUCGUCAACCUCAUCACAGUCACACUGGUGAUUGUCAAGACACAGCGAGCUGCCAUUGGCAGCUCCAUGUUCCAUGAAGUGAGAGCCAUUGUGCGAAUCAGUAAGAACAUCGCCAUCCUUACGCCUCUUCUAGGAUUGACCUGGGGAUUCGGAAUAGCCACCGUUGUCAAUGAUCGCUCCCUGACCUUCCAUAUUAUCUUCUCUUUGCUCAAUGCAUUUCAGGGGUUCUUCAUUUUGGUGUUUGGAACAAUCCUGGACCCAAAGAUAAGAGAAGCCUUAAAGGGACGAAUAACCUCUGCGAAAUGGAUCUCCAGAAUGUCAGAGAAUGUCUCAUCUGACUUCUCCUGCCACCCCACCAAAGGGCCGAGCUAACAAAGCAACUGUCUCUCGAUCCAGGGAGGUCAUACAUUCCAGGGAUGGCAGAGCCCUCAGGAGGAAUGUGCUUGUUCCUGUCUUCUGGCCUCUGGGA